Molecule: messenger RNA, 4488 nt
Organism: Clonostachys rhizophaga
Lineage: Eukaryota; Fungi; Ascomycota; Sordariomycetes; Hypocreales; Bionectriaceae
Source: the annotation of a GenBank genome assembly
AUGUCGGGGCCCACGAGUGACGAGGAAAACAGGGAGCUUCAGGCGCAACCUGCAGACGUCCAAGCUGCAGCUCUUGAGCCCACAGUCUCGCAUGACCCCGAGCCCGAAGACGUUGUCGUCUCCCGGGUCCAGAGUCGCAAGGAGGAUGAAGACAGCGGGAAGACGCCCAGCAAUCUGACGCCGUCGAUUGGAGACGAGAAGGGCGACGGGGAUGCCAUCUCUUCGGCACCACGCAUCAACUCGGACUCGGACGUUGAGGAUGAGAAGCCCCGGGCCAAGCUCACAACCACCAAGAGCUACGCGACCGAUGCCACUGCCACUUCGGCCGGGCCCGAGCCUGCGCAAGGUGGGAAGAAGGGCUGGCGCAGGAUCAUCAACCCCUUGAGAUGGGGGAGCAUCCCGCCCGUCCCCGAGGAGAGGAUUGUGUCGAGGGAGUACAAGGCCAGCUUCCUGAGCAAGAUGGUUUUCGCCUGGAUGGCGCCCAUCAUGACAGCAGGGUACAAGAGAGAGCUGGACGCCAAGGACAUAUGGUCAGUGAAUCCAGACAGAGCCGCUGACCCCAUGACGGCAAAGGUCAAGGAGGCAUUCAAGAAGCAUGUUGAUAAGGGGGCCAAGAACCCUCUCUUCUGGGCCCUCCACGAUUCAUUCCUUGGAGAGUUCUACGUCGGCGCCUUCUUUGCUAUAGUAUCGUCAAUCCUUCAGACCUUGUCGCCUUUUGUCCUGCGUUAUCUCAUUUCGUUCGCUAGUGAGGCAUGGAUCGCCACGCAAACCGGCAGAGACGGUCCCCCCAUUGGUAACGGAAUCGGACUUGCUGUUGGAAUCACUGUGAUGCAAGUGCUUCAGAGUGUUUCUAUCAACCACUUUGUUUACAACGGCAUGAUGGUGGGAGGCGAAUCGCGUGGUGUCCUCAUUGGAUUGAUAUACGAGAAGUCGAUGCUCAUCUCUGGGCGCGCAAGAGCUGGAGAUGUCCAGAUUGAAGGGGCGGCUCAGGCUGGAGGAGAGGACAAGUCCCCCAACGCCGACGGCGCGGCUGAUUCCAAGAAGAAAAAGAAGAAGGAAGACAAGAAGGCCAAAGCUAAAGGAAAGGGAGAGCCGGAUAUGGCUGGCUGGGGAAACGGUCGCAUCACGAAUUUAAUGAGUGUCGAUACCUAUCGUAUUGACCAAGCAUCUGGCUUGUUCCACAUGGUCUGGACCGCCCCAGUUUCGCUCAUCAUCACAAUCGUCCUUCUCAUCAUCAACAUCUCUUAUAACGCUCUGGCAGGUCUCGGCCUCCUGGUCAUUGGUGCACCGCUUCUCACCAGGGCCAUCCGCAGUCUGUUCCGGAGGAGAAGGGAGAUCAACAAGAUCACUGACCAGCGUGUUUCCCUUACUCAAGAAAUCAUCCAGUCCGUCAAGUUUGUGAAAUUCUUUGGCUGGGAGAAGGCAUUUUUGGGUCACCUGCAGGACUAUCGUAACAAGGAGGUCUCUGCCAUCCAGGUGCUCCUUGCUAUCAGGAAUGCAAUCAACGCAGUGAGCAUGUCGCUUCCAGUCUUUGCCUCCAUGCUCUCGUUCAUCAGCUACUCCUACACGAGGCCGGAUCUUCCCGCUGCUCAGGUCUUCUCCUCGCUAGCCCUGUUCAAUGGCCUCCGUCUUCCCCUCAACUUGAUCCCCCUGGUUCUCAGUCAGGCCAUCGAUGCCUGGGGUUCUAUGGGCAGAAUCCAAGAGUUCUUGCUGGCAGAAGAAAUGGAGGAGGACGUUGUUCACAAGGAUGAUGGCCCCAAUGCAGUUGAGCUGCACAACGCCGCGUUCACAUGGGAAAAGACACCCGCGAAAGAAAAGAGUGAUGAGAAAGAGAAAGAUACCAAGAAAGCCAAGAAGGAAAUUGCCAAAGACGGACCCCAGGAACCCGAACCUGUGAAGGAGACAUCUGAGAGAGAACCGUUCAAGAUUCACGACCUCGACAUCGAAAUUGGCCGAAACGAGCUGAUCGCCGUCAUUGGCUCAGUCGGUAGCGGAAAGAGUUCAUUGCUCUCUGCUCUUGCUGGAGAAAUGCGAAAGACAAGCGGUGAAGUUGUAUUUGGUGCCUCGCGAGCGUUUUGCCCCCAAUAUGCCUGGAUCCAAAACGCGACAGUGCAGAGCAACAUUACUUUUGGGCGCGAUUUCGAUAAGCCGUGGUACAAGGAGGUGAUACACGCAUGCGCUCUCCAGGCCGAUCUCGACAUGCUUCCUAAUGGUGAUCAGACGGAGAUUGGUGAACGAGGCAUUACCAUCUCCGGCGGUCAAAAACAACGUAUCAAUAUUGCAAGAGCCAUCUAUUUUGAUGCCGAUAUUGUCCUCAUGGACGAUCCCCUGAGUGCAGUCGAUGCCCACGUCGGACGCCAUAUCUUUGACCAUGCUAUCCUCGGCUUGCUCAAGGACAAGUGUCGCGUCCUCGCAACACACCAGCUUUGGGUGCUGAACCGAUGUGACAGGAUUGUAUGGAUGGAGAACGGGAGAAUCCAGGCUAUCGAUACAUUCCAGAACCUCAUGCAGAACCACCAGGGCUUCCAGACCCUGAUGGAGACUACUUCUGUCGAAAAGGAAAAGGAAGAGAAAAAGGAGGACGGAGACGACGACGGAGGCGACAAUGCCCUUACAAAGAAAACAACGAAGAAGAACAAGAAGGGAGCCGCCCUCAUGCAGCAGGAAGAGCGAGCAGUCGCCAGUGUGCCCUGGUCAGUGUAUGGUGACUACAUCCGCGCCUCGGGUUCCAUCUUCAACGGGCCUUUUGUCAUCUUUCUCCUUAUUCUCUCACAGGGAUCCAACAUUACUACCAGUUUGUGGCUUUCGUACUGGACCUCAGACAAGUAUGGCCUCUCCAAGGGCCAGUAUAUUGGUAUAUAUGCUGGUCUAGGUGCCGUCCAGGCUCUCCUGAUGUACUUCUUCUCCGUGAUGCUGUCCGUUCUAGGAACAAAAUCCAGCAAAACCAUGUUACAGGAAGCCGUCACGCGAGUUCUGCGUGCCCCCAUGUCGUUCUUCGACACAACGCCCCUGGGCCGCAUCACCAACAGGUUCUCUCGAGAUGUCGACGUCAUGGACAACAAUCUCACGGAUGCCAUCAGGAUGUUCUUCUUCACCAUCGCCAUGGUCACCGCCGUGUUUGCCCUCAUCAUUGCCUACUUCCACUACUUUGCCGUGGCCCUUGUGCCAAUGUACUUCUUGUUCAUGUUCUCGGCAUCGUACUACCGCGCCUCGGCCCGAGAGGUAAAGCGAUUCGAAUCCGUCCUGCGUUCAAAUGUCUUCGCAAAGUUUGGAGAGGGCCUGAGUGGUAUCUCUUCGAUCCGGGCCUACGGUCUCCGGGACCACUUCAUCGCCGACCUUCGCAAGUCCAUUGAUGAGAUGAACGCCGCGUACUACUUGACCUUUUCCAACCAGCGCUGGCUCUCCAUGAGGCUGGACAACAUUGGCAAUGCCCUCAUCUUCACCGUGGGCAUCCUGAUUGUCACAUCUCGCUUCAGCGUGGACCCCUCCAUUGGUGGUCUUGUCUUGAGUUACAUCUUGUCCAUUGCCCAGAUGCUCCAGUUCUCUGUUCGUCAAUUGGCAGAAGUCGAAAACGGGAUGAACGCCGUUGAACGUCUCCGAUACUACGGCAGGGAGCUGGAAGAGGAGGCGCCCCUCCACACAGUCGACGUCCGCCCCAGCUGGCCCGAGAAGGGAGAAAUCAUCUUCGACAAGGUCGAGAUGAGAUACCGCGCCAACCUGCCCCUCGUGCUCAGGGGCCUCUCCAUGCACAUCCAAGCCGGCGAGCGCAUCGGCAUCGUCGGGCGCACGGGCGCCGGCAAGAGCUCCAUCAUGAGCACCCUCUUCCGCCUCGUCGAGAUCUCUGCGGGAUCCAUCACCGUCGACGGCCUCAACAUCUCCACCAUCGGCCUCCAGGCCCUGCGCUCGCGCCUCGCCAUCAUCCCCCAGGAUCCCACGCUGUUCCGCGGCACCAUCCGCAGCAACCUCGACCCCUUCAGCGAGCACACGGACCUGGAGCUCUGGUCCGCCCUCCGCCAGGCCGACCUGGUCCCCGCCGAUGCCAACACGGACACGGCCUCGGCGUCGGACUCGUCCCACCUCCACCUCGACACCGUCGUCGAGGAGGACGGCCUCAACUUCUCCCUCGGCCAGCGCCAGCUCAUGGCCCUCGCGCGCGCCCUCGUCCGCGGCUCCCAGAUCAUCGUGUGCGACGAGGCCACGUCGUCGGUGGACAUGGAGACCGACGUCAAGAUCCAGACCACCAUGGCCACGGGUUUCAGGGGCAAGACGCUCCUCUGCAUCGCCCACCGUCUCCGCACGAUCGUCGGCUACGACCGCAUCUGCGUCAUGGACGCCGGGCAGAUCGCCGAGCUCGACAGCCCCGCCGAGCUGUGGAAGAACGAGGGUGGCAUCUUCAGGAGCAUGUGCGAUCGUAGCGGGAUCCGGUUAGAGGAUAUCAAGGGGGCUAGGGAAGCCAUGGAAGGGAUUGUUAAAAGCGAUGACGCCUAA